UUGAGCAGAUUUCAAGGAGGCGAUGUUGCAUUCAUAGCUGUUUGUGGAAUGCUGGUGUCGUUCAUGGUCCCUGGCGUUGCCUUCCUUUAUUCUGGCCUGUCACGGCGGAAAAGUGCAUUGACCCUCGUGUGGGCAUGUGCUGCAAGUAACGCUGUAGUGAUCUUCCAAUGGUGGUUUUGGGGGUAUUCACUCGCGUUCUCCCCGAGCGCCACAAAUGGCUUUAUCGGCGACUUGAGGAGUUUUGCACUGCGCAAAGUGCUGACGGACCCAAGUCCUGGAUCGCCACUCAUCCCAGAGCUAUUGUACAGCUUCUUCCAGAUGGAGUUCGCAUGCGUGACAGUGGCUAUCCUGAUGGGCGCUCUUGCUGAGCGAGGGCGUGUGCUGCCCGCUAUGAUAUUCGGCUUCGUCUGGAUGACGAUCGUCUACUGCCCUAUUGCGUACUGGAUAUGGGGGCAGAAUGGGUGGGCCUGCAAGUGGGGUGUUCUGGACUUUGCCGGUGGCGGACCCGUCGAGAUCGGAAGCGGUGUGUCCGGUCUGGCAUAUUCCUGGGUCCUCGGCCGACGGAGCGAACGAGAGUUGCUCAACUUCCGACCGCACAACGUCUCGAUGGUCUGCAUGGGUACGUUCAUGCUCUGGUUUGGCUGGCUAGGCUUCAACGGAGGAAGUGCCUUCGGAGCGAACCUCCGCGCUGUGCUCGCGAUAUGGAACUCGAUGAUCGCCGCUGCUAUGGGUGGGAUCGUCUGGUGUCUGCUCGAUUACCGUUUAGAGCGCAAGUUCACGAUGGUCGGAUUUUGCUCGGGGACCAUCGCGGGCCUGGUCGCGGCCACGCCGACCUGCGGAUACAUGCCGCAGUGGGCAUCUCUGGUGACGGGAAUCGUUGUCGGCAUUUGCUCCAAUUAUAGCACGAAGAUAAAGUUCUUCCUGCGCAUCGACGACGCAUUGGAUCUAUAUGCCGAACAUGCCGUAGGUGGGAUCGUCGGCUUGAUGUUGAACGCCCUCUUCGCGGAUAGGGAGCUCAUCGAGUUAGACGGGAUCACGACGGGGGUGAAUGGCGGGUGGCUCAACCGCAACUGGAAGCAACUUUACAUUCAGUUUGCAUAUGUAUGCGCUGUCGUGGGGUAUUCCUUUGUCGUGACAGCGUUCCUCGCCAAAGUCACAGACUUCAUUCCGAUGUUGAGUCUCCGGGCAUCUCCAGAUGACGAAGUCAUGGGUAUGGACGACGCACAGAUCGGAGAAUUUGCGACAGAUUACAUUGAGAUCCGUCGGGACUACACCGACUGGACUCCGUAUUUCAAGGAGGCAGAGCGCAUCGUCGCCGCUGGCGACCGUCAUGCCCUUCCGGAUACAUCUCCGUGGCCAUCUCAGGAUAGCGCAAGACGGAGUCGUAGCCGGAGUCAAAGUCGCGGCCGUGCGCUGAGCCCAGGGGGAUCUAUUGGCGCGCUGCCCACCAUCUCGGAGAAGAUGAACGGUUCUGCUGUUGUCAAAACAACUUCCCCCAUUUCCGGCAAUGGCAAUAUUGUUCCCGAAGUACGGAGCCCCAGUGAGAACGGGCACGCAAGAGCCGAUGGGCAGGUGACGGAAACACCGGCAGCAAGUAUCACAGAGAGAAGUGGCGGCCACGAGCAAUAGCCAUGACUGUCUCUCCUCUCCCAUCCUGCUCUCUCCCUCUCCAUAAACGUCUCCUUGGUAUUGCGGCUUGUCCUUGACUGUGCUGCAUAUCAUUCUAAACUUAAUGUGCGCACGAUACUUACGAUAGUGUUAAUUAACUGUGAUGAAAUGGAUGUGCUAACAUAGAUAAACGGCAUAUGUUGCGGGCUUUCCGUGACGGUAGCAAGUGCCGUCGCGCAGGAAAUGUAUUUUCUUCCUCCAGCUGUUCAUGAGACGCGCUUGAGUCUGUAUAUUGUACAGGUAGCUUCGUCUCUUGGCCAACAGCUAUAGACAGAGACCUCUGCCCUCGCGCAAUAGUCAUGUCAUCUGCAAUGAAAGAACGCUACAGUGAACUCUCUGCAUCGGAAGAAUCAUGCACACCAUGAAUCGCGACAUACUGAUGUUUUGAGAAAGCGCAGACUUCCACUUCGUUCUCCCUCAAC
Molecule: messenger RNA, 2090 nt
Organism: Laetiporus sulphureus 93-53
Lineage: Eukaryota; Fungi; Basidiomycota; Agaricomycetes; Polyporales; Laetiporaceae
Product: ammonium transporter
Exons: 6
Coding region: 49-1629 (526 amino acids)
Biological process (GO): ammonium transmembrane transport
Cellular component (GO): plasma membrane
Molecular function (GO): ammonium channel activity
Source: RefSeq, a predicted model, not a curated record